GAGCAUAGCUUAGCAGAGGCAUGCUAAACUAAAAAAAGGGAGCUGGUGACCAUGCAAACUUGAGUCUGGCUCCCUCCUGGCCUGAAGUGACCUACUUUACGCUAAUGGUAGGGUCUGCGCUUACAUGGGACAAGUCGAAGCGCCGGUGAUUGGCUGGAGAAACAGAGGAGAGUUUGAAGGGUAAAACCUGUUUCUAAUGUUCUCCUGACACGUAAUUUGAGUACUGUUGGCCUUUACAGUGUUCAGACAGGAAAUUAACACAAAUGUCACUCAUGUGUCCUUGCAUUACACUCAUCUGAAUGUGAUCUUUAUGCUGUGACACCACGCCGUCCACCUAAAUCAUAACAGUCCUCGUGGCAGAGGUUAUGCGCUUUUAUUAAUGACAACAGAAACAGGCCAUUAAAUUCUCAAAGCAAGGGGGCUCUCUCUGUCCCAAUUGGUUGUGCCUGUGCAAGUUACCAUGGGGAUUCCAGACCUGAUUGGUCUUCACUUGUCCCACCGGGCCGGACGUGAUUGGUUGCCUUCGUCUCCUUGACAUGGCAGUAACGAUGGGUCAGUUUGAGACAAAUAAGAGAGGCUGGAAGCGGUGGGCACGUCUCAAUGACACCAGCGCAGACGGCACAGACAGCUCGGCCGGCGGGAAGGUUUUGUUGCUGGGGGGUCCGACGUUAACAUAGGCAGACUUGUGAGGGAUUUGUAAUCCUAGAGAACAGCCCUGGAUCUGUGUGAGGCUAUAAACAGCUGGGCACUGGUGUUAGCACUUCCUGUAAAGAGCUGUGUGAGUUACUAUCAACAUCAGCCGCUAGGGGAGAGUUUCUCUCUUUAGAGGGUCAGAGUAAGUUUGGAUCCCAGAGGAUGGAGGCAUGUGGCUUCUGUUUUGGAGAUCGGCCGGAGUGUGUCUGGGCUUUUAAACCGGGGUGGCAAAACUGGCACUGACAGGAUGGCAUUAAGUGUGUGAUCACAGAGAUACAUAGGGAUUAUGUACUUAAAAAUUAACAUGUAUCAGCCAGAUUUUAUACUCCUUAACUUAAAGUAUGACUGCAGAUGGACUGUAGCUUUAUGUUGUAUUGAAUUCGAUUGUUAAAAUGUAUUAGUUCAUAAACUACCUGCUUUGAAGACCAAACCAAGACUUCAUUACCAAGAAUCACAACAAACCAAACCUUGGUACUCUGAUUCAUUUAACAAGAAAGCUGAUAAAACCACAAGCCUCAACUGACACAACCAUGAAGCUGUGGACGGGAUAUUAAAACUCAACCCUGAGUUAACCGGAAUGUUCUCUACGGCUAUUUAGCUUCAAUAGAAAUCAUCCUCUUUCCAAACAAACAGAUCGAAUCUCAAAACUUGAGAUCGUCAAACUUUAGCAGAACAGUGUUUCUUUUAGCUAAACAGCAGAAUAUUUACAGAUCAGUUUAAGGAUAAAGUGUUAAUGAGGAAACUUGUGACCAGCUUCAGGGUAUUUUUACAGCUAACAUCAACUAAAGACUGAUAAGGAUUUAUCUUUAGCUGGGAUACAGACAUAGAGAUGACUGUGUUAGGGUGACAGUAUCUAUGGAUGUACCUAUCCAGUAAUACACCUGAGCUGUGUCCAAAUAAGGGUCAGGUAGAAGGUUGGGUUAAUAACUUCUUUAUGUCUAGGACUGACGGACAGAUUCUCUAAAGUAUCGACUACAUUUGCAGCUAAAGUUGAGACGUAUCAGUCACUUCCAGCUACUUUCUGUCGGUCACAAGCAUCAGUGUGAGGUUGUUGCACUACUUUGUGAAAAUGACUUUGAAAACUUGAACUGAAACAGACUUUUAGGUAACAGUUUCACAUGCUCAUCCUGAUGCGCUUUUCAAGUUUUGAAAACAUUGUUUUGUAAAUAAAGUUUUGCCACUUUAGACUUACCUCAGAAUUGGGAACCUUAAAUUUUACUGGAAACACAGUGCACAUAUUUAUAGGCAGUAUACACAUUUGUUUAUGUACAUGCAGUAAAUGCAACAGGCAUUAGAGUUUAUUAGCCUAGAGAGUCUGCAGUAUUUUAGGUUUUAUUGUCGUGUGUGUGUAUAUAUAAACAAAUAGCGAUGUGACUUGGUCUGAUGUUAUGUUAAACUUGCAUAUGAAACUAUUUGUACAGUCAAUCAAAAAUUUUAAUUGCCUCUGUAAUCAGAUUACUAAACAGCCUUUAAUUUGAUAUCUCUUUUUUUUACUUUUACUAACACAGAGAGCUUUUAUCCUUUUAUUUAUCCUUUUAUAAUGCCUGUUACUCAGGUCGUUUCAGUCAAUUAUCGCUCUUCUUAAAACAGGUAGUAGCAAUUACAAGAUUCCUGUUGUGAUACCACAUUCUACUGUGCUAAACAUAACACAUUUUACUCACAAAAAUAGGGAUUUUAAUAUUACCACUUAAUCCUCUCAUCCAUUUCAUCUCAUCUCCACAUGGUGAAGGGCUCACAGCCGACACUCUGCAGGUCAAGACUUGUGUAUUAAUAUAUUGUUAACAUGCGGAUGUUUCUCAAACGUGGGAAAAUUCUUUCAAGUUUGGGUUCUUCAAAUCUAUAGUUUGGAUAAAAGAGCUUAAAACCAACCUGGAAAAGUAUGUAUGCACCUUUUACACAACACAGCGCAGUCCAACCCACUAUGUACUCUACAUUCAGAGCAAAAAGGCACAAAUAUUCAAGUUUGACAUGUUUUAAAAUUAUGAAGAGAAGUCAGUUUAGAAGUGCAAGACAAAGUCUGUAUGGCAUCAAUCAGUUAGAGUGGGGGGCACUCUUUGCACAUUCAGAGCUAUCUAUAGUUUAGGCCAUCUGCUUUCUGUUGCUGGUAAAAGUCCUGGCAGCCUGACAAUGACUGGGAAACUGCAAACUGCAGAUCUGACUGGAAAUGACACAGAGGUCACAAGGUUUACUGGAGCACAGUCUCCAUGUCGUCCUUUUGAUACUUCGAUGUUGUGAUGACUCAAGCUCAGGUUUCCUUUUCCAUAAGUGUAGUAAACACAACAAACUCAUCUCUGCCCCUCUUCCCAUUUCGCUCACCCAAACAUGUAGUUUUAAGAAGGUAAACAUACCUUGAUAUUUGUGUGCUGACAGGUUUGUUCUGCCAAUGUGAAGUCGACACUUCAUUAAAAGGUUUUCAUCUUCCUCUUGGACUAACUAUGUGACUGACUCAGAGGUCUAAAUGAAGCAACAACCACAACCACUACCCUGCACACUCACAACCACAACACGGAUCAUUUCCUAAUAAUUUAUCCUCUUUAACAGACUGAUUUCACAGAGUGUCUACUUCUAUAACAAAAGCAAAAAUCAAAACAAUAUUGUCUUUUAUGGGCAUAAUUAUACAAAAAUUUGCUGAUAAACAUACAAUCUGAAUAAACAGUGUACAUAGAUUGCGACACAAGUUGAAGUUUGCAAAAUCAAUUGACUUUGAAAGCCCUGAGUGCACUUGAGGGAGGUGAUCAUAGGUGUGUGUCAUUGCUUAUGUCUUAGGUGUCACAGGAGCAGACUCUCCAGGACUGAAGUGGAGCCGAGCAGUCUGGAGGGGGAGGAAUGCAGUGACAACAAGGGGGCUGCUACUGCUGCUACUGCUACUGCUGCUCCAAGUCAGGAGACGACAACACUGUCUCCUCCCAGACUCUGCUGGUCCAACCUGUACGCGACAUGCUGGAUCCGACCGCCACAAAUAACUCAGAUGCACAACUAAUUCUAACUGUAAGGCCGCCGUGAUGACAUAAUG
Xyrichtys novacula (pearly razorfish) is the source of this 3706-nucleotide messenger RNA. The record is from the annotation of a GenBank genome assembly. NCBI's taxonomy places the organism in Eukaryota, Metazoa, Chordata, Actinopteri, Labriformes, Labridae.